Hyalella azteca is the source of this 2667-nucleotide messenger RNA. Its product is annotated as phosphatidylinositol phosphatase PTPRQ. The record is from RefSeq and is a predicted model, not a curated record. The transcript is spliced from 10 exons. Lineage: Eukaryota; Metazoa; Arthropoda; Malacostraca; Amphipoda; Hyalellidae. Bases 1 to 2667 code for a protein of 888 amino acids. Gene Ontology annotation, molecular function: protein binding.
AUGGCUGUGAACUAUAUAGAGAAAUUGAUGUUUGUGCUUAUCAGCUCCAUCUCGGUUCUUAACGCGGCCUCGACACGGGAAUUUUAUAUCACAGCGACAACACCUUCUGAAUCGCGCGAAAACGUCGAGCGACAACAGAUUAAUUGGCCGAAAGUCAAUGUAUUACAGACAUCUGAGGCAUCAGACGUAACCGAUUCAUUGAUUCAGCCGUCCAAACUUUACGGGGAAAAAUCGUUCCCGAGUCCCGAAGGUCUUGACACAUUGCGGUUGUCGGCGCCUGCAAGGACAAGACGGUCGAGCUCCUCAGACUUUCCCGCAAGGACACCAAUUAAUGGACUUGGCCCCCAUAUUGGAAUUGAAAGUCCAUCUAGUAAGCAUCAUAAUUUCAUUCCUCCCGAAGUGACGGAUCUUACUAUCACGGUCGUGACGAGCACCAGCAUUGCGCUGUCGUGGUCGACGCCCGACACGGAGUGCAACGUCACAGGCUACAACGUCAGCUACUACGGCAAGGUCCUGUGGGGGGAAGGCAACUGGGUGAAUGGAUCCUGCUCAGUUAACAGCUCGGAAGAAUCUUAUGUUAUUACCAAUCUCAUCCCGUAUACAGAAUACACGAUCACAGUCGUGGCCUCGACUGCUGAGGGGCCCGGGAGACCUUCUGUAGCGCUGAAUGGAAUUUUGGGCGACUACCUGAUAACUUGGGAUGAUGGAUCAGGAGAUAAUCAACUAGCUGAAGUCAACACCACAAGCUUCCUCAUUAAAAACCUCAUCCCUUGCGUCCUAUAUAACAUUACCGUCAAGGCUCAAACAGGAGCAGGCUAUGGAGAAAAGAGCUACAUCGACGCUACGACUAAUUCAGAUGUUCCUCCGGAGGUUACGGAUCUCAAUAGCACGAAUGUGGCGAGCACCAGCAUUGCGCUGUCGUGGUCGACGCCCGACACGAAGUGUGACAUCACAGGCUACAACGUCACCUACUACGGCAAAAUCCUGUGGAGGGACGGCAGUUGGGUGAAUGGAUCGAGAUCUGUAAACGGGAGCCAAGAAUAUGUCGAGAUUGACGGUCUCACUCCGUACACGCAAUACACGAUAACGGUCGUGGCCUCGACUGUAGAGGGGCCUGGAAUGCCUUCAGAGCAUCUGACCAUUACUACUGCCGAAGCAUAUCCUUCUGAAGUUCGUAACCUGAUGGCAAACUCUACGAGUCCAACAGAGAUAUUUGUAUCGUGGGAGGUCCCUAAGGAAGAGAAUGGAAUUUUGGGCGACUACCUGAUAACUUGGGAUGAUGGAUCAGGAGAUAAUCAAUCAGCUGAAGUCAACACCACAAGCUUCCUCAUUGAAGGCCUCAUCCCUUGCGUCCUUUAUAACAUUACCGUCAAGGCUCAAACAGGAGCAGGCUAUGGGGAGGAGAGCUACAUCGACGCUACGCCUGAUUCAGAUGUUCCUCCUGAGGUUACGGAUCUUAUUGACACGAAUGUGACGAGCACCAGCAUUGCGCUGUCGUGGUCGACGCCCGACACGGAGUGCGACAUCACAGGCUACAACGUCAGCUACUACGGCAAGCUCCUGUGGGGGAACGGCAGUUGGGUGAAUGGAUCCUGCUCAGUUAACAGCUCGGAAGAAUCUUAUGUUAUUACCGAUCUCAUCCCGUAUACAGAAUACACGAUCACGGUCGUGGCCUCGACUGCAGAGGGGCCCGGGAGACCCUCUGAACCUCUGGUGACUCGCACUCUGGAAGCUCAGCCUUCUGAAAUUCGAAACCUGAUGGCAAACUCUACGAGUCCAACAGAGAUAUUUGUAUCGUGGAAGGUCCCUGGAGAAGAGAAUGGAAUUUUGGGCGACUACCUGAUAACUUGGGAUGAUGGAUCAGGAGAUAAUCAACUAGCUGAAGUCAACACCACAAGCUUCCUCAUUGAUGAGCUCGUCCCUUGCGUCCUAUAUAACAUUACCGUCAAGGCUCAAACAGGAGCAGGCUAUGGGGAGGGGAGCUACACCCAUGCGAUGACGGGAUCUGAAGUUCAUCCAGAAGUUACCGAUCUCUGGUGCCCGUCCGUAUCGAGCACCAGAAUUUUGCUGUCGUGGUCGAGGCCCAACACCGCCUGCGUCAUCACGAACUACAGCGUCAGCUACUACGGCGAGAUCUUGUGGGGGAACCACAGUUGGGUGAAUGGAUCGGUCCCUGUAAACGGUGACAAGGAAUAUGUCGUGAUUGACGGUCUCACGCCAUACACGCAAUACACGAUCACGGUCGUGGCAUGGUCAAAAGAAAGGCCUGGAAGUUACUCUGAACAGCUGAGGUGUCGCACAUAUCAAGCGUCUCCUUCUGAGCCCGGUAUCAAGCCGUACCAAGCACGUCACAAGACGCUGGAAAUAUUUUGGUCUGAGCCGGAAAUUCUGAACGGAAUCUUGUUAUGGUACCACAUCAUACUAAGCCAAGACGAUACCAUUGUGGCGAGGGAAAAAGCUUCGUCAACGCAAGACCAAUGCGUAUUUGAUGACCUGCGAUACGAGACAUCUUACAACGUUACGGUCGAGGCUUGGACUGGAGGCGGGAUGAACAGCAGCAGCGUGGUUGCUACGACGGCUUCAUCCGCAGCUCCAGUUACCUUUGCUUUAUGCUAUCCCAUUUUCUGCACUGCUCUUGUAUUGAGUAUUAUUUUGCAUAAUACAUAA